Messenger RNA from Pipistrellus kuhlii (Kuhl's pipistrelle), 990 nucleotides. RefSeq names its product serine protease 52-like. Lineage: Eukaryota; Metazoa; Chordata; Mammalia; Chiroptera; Vespertilionidae. Gene Ontology annotation, biological process: proteolysis. Gene Ontology annotation, molecular function: serine-type endopeptidase activity. The transcript has 6 exons. The coding region runs from base 1 to 894 and encodes 297 amino acids. The record is from RefSeq and is a predicted model, not a curated record.
AUGGCACCACUAAUAAAUCAGAAACUUGGAAAAGGAACCAUGACAUGUGGCCAAACAAUAUACACCCAAGCUGAAAAACCAACAAAUUUGAAAAUCUUGGGUGGGCAAUCUGCAGACAUUACAGAGUUCCCAUGGCAGGUGAAUAUUUUUGAUCAAGGGAAACAUCUCUGUGGAGGAUCAAUUCUCAGUGAGUGGUGGAUUCUGUCUGCAUCCCAUUGCUUUAUAAAAAGAAAUAUAUCUACCUUGGAGAUCAUACACGAUAACAGAAAUUAUAUCACCAUGAACAUGACAAGGAUGAAAGUGGACAAGCUAAUUAUUCACCCCUACUUUGACAGCUGGAUCUUGGAUAAUGACAUCGCUUUGCUCUUGCUCCAAUCCCCAUUUCACUUGAGUGUCACCAAAGUCCCCAUCUGCCUUUCAGAGGUCACUGACAUACAUGGAUGGAGAAAUUGCCAGGUGUCUGGAUGGGGCCUUACCAGUGAAGCAGAAAAAAAUGUAUUCCAGUCAGUGCUACAGAAAAUCAACAUCCAGCUGUUCAAAUGGAGAAAGUGCUCCCAUAUCAUGCCUCUUGUCACCAGGAACAUGCUGUGUGCUGGGACCCUUCAUGGUGAGCAGGAUGCCUGCCAGGGUGACAGUGGGGGACCUCUGGUUUGCCAGAAAAAGGACAAGAACACAUGGUUCCAGCUGGGCAUUGUCAGCUGGGGAGUGGGCUGUGGCCGGAGGAAUAUACCUGGAGUAUACACGAAGGUGGCUAAUUACCUUUUAUGGAUUAAUGUGGAGACCAACCUGUCAGGAAGGCCCUACAUGCAUGAACCAGACUCUGGGUUCAGUUUGCUUCUAUCACCAUUGCUCAUCUUGUUACUCUUUUUUGUGAUGCUUCUAUUAACCCUGUGACUAAAUACUGUAUUACCUCAAAACCAAGUGUCCUUCUCAAUUUGUGGAGUAAGGACAAGGGCGCGGUGAAGGCUGUGAGGAGGAGGGAUUCUCAUA